GAGCCGGUCAUACUGGCCCAGAUACCCUGUUAAAUGCAACCCCCGGGGUUUGCUCUUCUCUCUAAUGAGACCUCUACAGGGCUGCAGAAGACAAGGCAUCAUACUGGGGAUUGUGACCCUCUGCCUGGCUGCUGGGUGGGCUCUACAGACCCAAGGAGGAGUAUCUUUACUAGUCCCGCAACCCAACAUAAACGCCACUGUGGCACAAAAUAUUCUCCUCUCUGUUGAAUAUUCUUGCAAAGGCAUAGUCUCCAUUGAGUGGAAGCAUGUGUCGAGUUGGGGCACCAACAAAAUUGUGGAGUGGAAACCGGGGAGUUAUACUAACAUAUCCAAAAGUUACAAGGACCGAGUGAAUACUUAUGAAAAUGGCUCUAUACAGCUUCUGAAUGUAGGCGUGAGAGAUGCUGGCUAUUAUGUUGUCACCAUAACAGAAGAGUUGGGAACCAACAUCUACGGCACCAUCGUAUUAACUGUCUAUGAGAUUAUCUAUGAAGAUUUACAUUUUGUAGCUGUCUUCUUUGCAUUUCUUACUGCUGUGUCUGCAGUUUUAGUCUGCUGCAUGUGGUUCUGUAAUAAAUCUGUGCAUCUAUUCCAGAAUAAGAGAGACAAGCUUAAAGAAAGAACAGCUGAAGAGAUUGAACUGCAAACCAUUGAGUGUUAGCCAAGAACAUUUCAUAACAAAUAACAUUUCUACCUCAAGAAAAAAUAAUGGUAAAGGAAAGGGGGGGAACCCACAAAAGGUAAAGUUUUUAUACAAUCUUUUUUUAAUAUGACUGAUAUAGAAACUUCCUGACUUGGAAAUAAGACGAACGUCAAUUGGAGAUGGAAUCAGAGCUGUAUGUAUGGAGCCUCUUGCAACUGUGAAGAUUUCAGUUCUACCAUUUACACUGGACAAGGUCAAAGUGAACAGACUGCUUUCUUUGUUGAGCUUGGGCACUAUUUAUGGUCUAUAUAAUAAGAUCUAUAGCCUGUAUCUCUCUCAAAAAAACAAACCGAUCAUACUACUUUGGCUACGUAAUACUGGGAAAUAUAAAGAGGACUUGGUUAGGGUCUUAACAGACAUUUGUUGUGCUAAUAAGUAUCCCAGCUAAUGCAAGUUUCCCAUCACAAAUAGGCAGCAGACUAGACCUCAACAUUCUUUCACAUGUCGUAAUUAUGCAUUAAUGUAUUAAAUUAUUAAUUUAAAAAAAUUAAGGACAGUAUACUGUAUACUACAUAUUAUGCUGCUAUCUUCAGGCAAAAAGAAUUCGCUGAAGCCUCUGAAGACUAUUAUAAUUCAUCAUGAGACAAAAGUGAAUUUGAGCCAAUGACCACAUGGUUGAAGUUCCAUCACUCAGU
Molecule: messenger RNA, 1338 nt
Organism: Caretta caretta (loggerhead turtle)
Lineage: Eukaryota; Metazoa; Chordata; Testudines; Cheloniidae
Gene: VSTM5
Product: V-set and transmembrane domain containing 5
Biological process (GO): positive regulation of excitatory synapse assembly; filopodium assembly
Cellular component (GO): plasma membrane; dendrite; axon
Source: RefSeq, a predicted model, not a curated record